Messenger RNA from Elephantulus edwardii (Cape elephant shrew), 873 nucleotides. It is a transcript of the gene PLPP1, whose product is annotated as phosphatidic acid phosphatase type 2A. The coding region runs from base 16 to 873 and encodes 285 amino acids. The record is from RefSeq and is a predicted model, not a curated record. Gene Ontology annotation, molecular function: phosphatidate phosphatase activity. Gene Ontology annotation, biological process: phospholipid dephosphorylation; phospholipid metabolic process; signal transduction. NCBI's taxonomy places the organism in Eukaryota, Metazoa, Chordata, Mammalia, Macroscelidea, Macroscelididae. The transcript is spliced from 6 exons.
AGUCCCGCCGAGACCAUGUUUGACAAGACGCGGCUGCCGUACGUGGCCCUCGAUGUCCUCUGCUUGUUGCUGGCUGGAUUGCCUUUUGCAAUUCUUACUUCAAGGCAUACCCCCUUCAAUCGAGGAGUGUUCUGUAAUGAUGAUUCCAUCAAGUACCCUUACAAAGAAGACACCAUACCCUAUGCGUUAUUAGGUGGAAUAAUCAUUCCAUUCAGUAUUAUCGUUAUUAUUACUGGAGAAGUAUUAUCUGUUUACCAUAAGCUUUUGCACUCAGAUUCCUUUGUGGGAAACAGCUACAUAGCCUGUAUUUACAAAUCCAUGGGAACUUUUCUAUUUGGUGCAGCUGCUAGUCAGUCCUUGACGGACAUUGCCAAGUAUUCAAUAGGCAGACUGCGGCCUCACUUUUUGGAUGUUUGUGACCCUGAUUGGUCAAAGAUCAACUGCAGUGAUGGUUAUAUUGAAAACUACGUAUGCAGAGGAAAUGUAGACAAGAUUAAAGAAGGCAGGUUGUCCUUCUACUCAGGCCACUCCUCCUUCUCCAUGUACUGCAUGAUGUUCCUGGCAUUGUAUUUCCAAGCCAGGAUGAAGGGAGAAUGGGCAAGACUCUUACGCCCAACAGUGCAAUUUGGUCUCAUUGCUGUAUCCAUAUAUGUGGGCCUUUCUCGAGUUUCUGAUUACAAACACCACUGGAGUGACGUGUUGACCGGACUCAUUCAAGGAGCUCUGGUUGCAGUAUUAGUUGUUGUAUAUGUAUCAGAUUUCUUCAAAAACAGAGAUUCUACUUUUCAAGUCCAGAAAGAAGAGGACUCACAUACAACUCUGCACGAGACAGCUGGGGCAGAUAAACACUAUCAGAACAGCCACCAACCUUGA